Molecule: messenger RNA, 900 nt
Organism: Psylliodes chrysocephalus
Lineage: Eukaryota; Metazoa; Arthropoda; Insecta; Coleoptera; Chrysomelidae
Source: the annotation of a GenBank genome assembly
AUGAGAAAAUGGAUGGUUAACGACCCGAAAGGAUUCUCAGGCCCGAUUGGAAAGCUUUUUCCAACAUGUCAGAACCUUCCAGUAGUAAACUUCGAAAAAAUUGAUGGCAAACUAUCGGAAUUCGACCUAAAUGACACCAGUACCGAUCAAGUUUACUUAUAUAAAAUGUGUUCUGCAAUCGCAAAGGGUGAUGUGCCCCCAAAUUUGUCAAAGCGUGAUCCGGGAAAAAUGGCACAUGCAAGAUGGCUGACAACGGUAAAUAGGAUCUUGAGACUUUAUGUAGCUUCUGAACAGCCUUCAAACGAAUUGAUAACAAUAACGGAAUUUAUAUUAAAAGUUUAUGCUCUUGUUUGGUUUGAUAUUGAAGUGAGAUCAUCGUGCACUGAAGGCUCCAGGCAUUUAUUCUCUCUGAUAAGAAGAUCGAGAUAUCUACCGGCUGCAGUUAAAGAUGUGAUUGAUCCUGUCAUACAGAGGAAUGCAUUUUUUGAUCAUCCAGAAAAUAUUUUAUUGUCAAUGCUUACAGAUGACCGAAAGCCUAUGAGAGAACUUGCGCUGAGGAGAAUUCUGAAAUGCAGGGUAAAUGGUCUUUAUAACAGAAACAUUAGACAAUUUAAAGUCACCAAACUAAAUUUUGAUACUCAAGACUACACGGAAUUGAUAAACUGGCAGUCAGUUAGCGUAAUUGAACCUCCACUUACAAUAAAAGUAUCAGAUGAUGUCUUGCAAAAAAUGAUUGUGAGAGUUCCUGACAACAUUGAAAUUUCAAAACAUCCUUGUCAUACUCAAGCUGUUGAGAGAUGUAUCAGAACAGUCACUGAAGCCUCUGGUUUAGUAAGCGGAACAGAAUCCAGAGUUGGCUUGAUUCGAACUAGGAUUGCCUCCAAAAAAAUAAUUCCGUAA